CAUCAUCGCCAGUCCACAAGCCUCCAUAGUCGCCCUUUACAUUGGCCACCUCUAGACACUCAUCAUUGCUUCUGUCGGCCAAUGUCCUUCCCAUUUCCUCUUGCUUUCCCCCACAACCCCAUAGCAGCUCAAUCUCAACAAAAGCACCUCCACUUUUUCUCCUAUAAUCCUUCCAUCAGAACAUCCCACCCCCCCUUAACAUUCCACCCCUUAUCGUCACUUUCUUGUUACUCUACAUCCAGCUGAUCUUCUACCCUUUCUUUUUAUUCUGUGUGUACCAUGAAACACCAUCAAGAACCUGCAACUCUUCAAAGAAGCACCAGCUACAACAAUUUCAACUACAAAAGCACAAGAAACAAGAUAAACCCAUCCAACUUUCCUCGAUCCACUUCACUUCCAAUCCCUGAACACGAAGAAAUCUCUGACAAACUCCUUAUUCCUAGAACCACAUCAUCCCCACGUAGUUCCAUACAACGUUUCCAUAACGUUAAUUCCAGGUUCUCCUCCCUCCUUCGUUCCCUUCUCAAGAUAAUAGCUUUUCCUAAUAUAAUCCCCACCACUUGCAAAUGGCUAACCCUUCCAACUCACCUCUCCAUAACCCCUUCCCUCGGCCGUAAAGUGACAGGAACCCUCUUCGGCCACCGCCGCGGUCAUGUCAGCUUUGCCGUCCAGGAUGAUCCCCGGUCCGAACCGGUUUUGCUCCUCGAACUAGCCAUGUCAACGUCUAGUUUGGUCAAAGAAAUGUCAUCGGGUUUGGUCCGGAUCGCGCUCGAGUGCGAGAAGGUCCCGGGCAGAUCUGCGGCUCAACCGGGUCGAACCGGGAGGCUGUUCCAUGAACCGAUGUGGACUAUGUAUUGUAACGGGAGGAAAAGUGGGUACGCCAUGACCCGCACGUGCACCGAAUCGGAUUGGCACGUAUUGAGUACGGUGCAAAGCGUGUCGGUCGGUGCCGGGGUUAUUCCGGUGGUGGAGGAUGCACGGAAAGGUGGUGGAAGUGAAGGUGAGUUGUUGUAUAUGAGGGCUAAGUUUGAACGAGUCGUUGGGAGUCGCGACUCGGAAGCGUUUUACAUGAUGAACCCUGAUAAUAAUGGAGGCCCCGAACUCAGCAUUUUUCUUCUUAGAAUGUAAAGAUCAUUGAUUCGUGAAGAAAUAAAUGGGAUACAAUAAUUACCUAUUGUUGUGAUGA
This is a messenger RNA of Theobroma umbraticum, 1186 nucleotides long. It is a transcript of the gene MIZ1, whose product is annotated as MIZU-KUSSEI-like protein (Protein of unknown function, DUF617). Gene Ontology annotation, biological process: hydrotropism. Lineage: Eukaryota; Viridiplantae; Streptophyta; Magnoliopsida; Malvales; Malvaceae. The record is from RefSeq and is a predicted model, not a curated record.